This is a messenger RNA of Hordeum vulgare subsp. vulgare (domesticated barley), 4257 nucleotides long. RefSeq names its product putative E3 ubiquitin-protein ligase LIN. The transcript has 12 exons. The record is from RefSeq and is a predicted model, not a curated record. Gene Ontology annotation, molecular function: ubiquitin-protein transferase activity; protein binding. Gene Ontology annotation, biological process: protein ubiquitination. NCBI's taxonomy places the organism in Eukaryota, Viridiplantae, Streptophyta, Magnoliopsida, Poales, Poaceae. The coding region runs from base 33 to 4160 and encodes 1375 amino acids.
GCAGGCGGCACGGCACGCGAGAGAAGGCAGACAUGGCAGGGCCUACGCCGACGUACUCCGCCGUUGUGGCGCACGCCUCGGCGUUCCUCGCGGAGCUCAUCGCCGACCCGCUCCUCCGGCGCCACCUCCUCUCGGCCGCAGCCGCCGCGGACGGCGGCGGGGGGCAGCACACGGCCGCGACGCUCCAGGCGCUGUCCCUCAUAUCGGACGCGCUGGACACGGUCCCGUCUGCCUCGCCGUCGCCGUCGUCGCUCCGCGCCGCAGAGCGACUGCUGCUGUCCCUCCCCGCGGCCACCCCGCUCUCCUGCCUCCUCUCUGCGCUCGCGUCGGCCGCCCGACGGCGCGGCGGGGCGCCGUCCGCCGCUUCCGCCGUGCUCGACCUCUUCGUCCUCGAUCCCGCGCUCGCGCGCCACGAGCUCGCGCCCGCGGCAUUCGAGGCGCUCUUCGCGCCGCGCCUCCUCCCCGUGAUGCGGCACUUCGCCACGCGCCGCGCGUCGGCCGCCGCCGCCGUGGCAUCCGCGGCGCAGGGCGACGAGGACAGAUCCGUGGAGACAGUCGCACUGUCGGCGAUGAGGGUGCUGUCGCUGAUGAGCGGCGCCCAGGCGCAUGAGAUGAGGGGCCUGGAGCGCGAGUACGAGAUGGUGCUGGACGUGAACUGCAAGGCCUACGCGCUCUACCUAAAGAAGAUCCUCAAAGCCGGCGAGGCGCCAAGGAUGUCGCCGCCGCCGCCUCCUCCAGAACUUGUAUUCACAGUAGGACAGCACGAAGACGAGUACGAGAACACGGGCUACGAGGAAGCCUCGACGGACGCCGACGACGGGGCCGUCAGUUCGCAGAAUGGAGUACGGAAUAAUCCAAUGUGGGCGGAGGCGGAGGGCGACCUGUACCUGCGGCAGGGCAGCGUCAAGGGCCGGAGGGAAAUGAUGAGGCCGCCGAGCCUGUAUCCGCAGCGCGUGGCUCCGCACCUCAUAGUGCAGCAGCAGAAGAAGCAGCCGCCACAGGUCGGGAGAGGAAGCCCGGCGUCCAGACUCCGGGCCGGCUACUCGCCUCCCACGGCUUCCGACGACAGCACGGAGGAUUCUUCAUCCGAGCUCUACACCGGAAAACAGGAAAAGCAAGCGGCGUCCCCACUGUCCAAGCCACGCGGCGACGACGGCGCCAGCCGGGCCCGCCUCUCUCCGGAGCACUCAAGGUCCUCGAUGGCCGGCGACGCCGAGCUGUCGCGGCUUCAGCAGCAGGCGGCGACGACGCCCAAGGACUUCGUGUGCCCGAUCACGAGCCAGGUGUUCGACGACCCCGUCACGCUCGAGACCGGCCAAACGUACGAGCGCCGCGCCAUACAGGAGUGGCUUGACCGCGGCAACGCGACGUGCCCCAUCACGCGCCAGCACCUGCACGGCGGCAGCCUCCCCAAGACCAACUACGUCCUCAAGCGCCUCAUCGCCGGCUGGCGCGAGCAGAGCCCGCCCGCCACGCCGAUCACACCCGCGACUCCCCCGACGCCCGCCGUGCCGAGAACACCCGCGCCCGCGAGGAUGGAAAGCCCGGCCCCUGCGUUCAAGAUCAACUCGCCGUCCCCGGACACCACCGGCAGCCAGGCCAGCGCGCCGUCGCCGACCAGCGUCAUCGUGCAGGCCACGGUGGAGAGCGCCGUCAGCGAGCUCCGCGCCGCGGUGUCCUGUCUCUGCACGUCCGAGGAGCUGGCCGAGUCGGAGAAGUCGGUCCUCAGGAUCGAGCGGCUCUGGCGCGAGGCCGGCGCCGCCGAGCAGGCCUUCUUCUCCGCGCUGGCCAAGCCCGCCGUGAUCAACGGCUUCGUGGAGAUCCUCUUCAACUCCGUCAGCGCGCAGGUGCUGCAGGUGGCCGUCUUCCUCCUCGCCGAGCUCGCCUCCCGCGACGACGGCGUUGUGCAGACGCUGACGCGGGUGGACACCGACGUGGACUGCCUGGUCGCGCUGUUCAAGAAAGGGCUCGUGGAGGCCGUGGUGCUCAUCUUCCUCCUAUCUCCUUCCGUGGAGCAGCUCGUCGAAAUGGACAUGGGCGAAGCGCUGGUGGCCACCAUCCGACGAGCCGACGAGGCAGACGCGCUCAACAUGUGCGUCAAGCCCAAGUCCGCGUCCGUGAUCCUCCUCAGCCAGAUUCUCUCAGAGUCAGGCGUCGGUCGGGAGAGCACGCCGCCGGUGCCGAGGUCCGCUCUGGUGUCUGAGAGGUUCGUGAGGAGCACGGCGCUGGUCUUAGAGGCGGAGCAGGUGGAGGUGAGGGUGGCCGCAAUGAGGAUCCUGAUGCGAUGCGUUGGGGAAGACGGCCACUGCCGGAGCAGCAUCGUGGAGAAGCUGGCGGUGGGCGCCGUCCUAGACGCCUUCCACGUCGUCGGCGACGCCGACAAGUUCGAAAUCGUGCGGUUCCUCUCCGAGCUUCUGAAGCUGAGAAAGCGAUCGGCCGCGGAACGUGUGCUUCGGGCCAUCAAAGAGGGGAGCUCCUUCAGCAUGAUGCACACGCUUCUCGUGUAUCUGCAGUCCACCACGCCGGAGCAGACCCCCGUCGUCGCUGGGCUUCUUCUUCAGCUCGAUCUCUUGGUGGAGCCGAGGAAGAUAAGCAUGUACCGCGAGGAGGCGAUGGACAGCCUCGUGCAGUGCCUCAAGAACUCGGAUUUCCCGAGGAGCCAGCUCCUGGCCGCCGAGACCAUCAUGAACCUCCCCGGAAAGUUCUCGUCGUCCGGGCGGCCGCUCGCCCGGUCGACCUUGCUGAAGCUCGCCAGGGUGAAGGAGAGGUACCGUCAGUCGCAGGAGCUGAGCGUCGUUCGUGGCACCGACGGCGCCGAGGACGACGCGGCCGGGGAAGAGAAGGCGGCGUCGGAGUGGGAGAGAAAGACAGCGUACGCGCUGGUGAGCCACGAGUUCGGGCUGGUGCUGGAGGCCCUGUCCGAGUGUCUGGAGAGCAAGAAUGCGGAGCUGUUCGCGGCGAGCCUCGUGUGCGCGGCAUGGCUCGUCCACAUGCUCUCCCUCCUCCCAGACACCGGCGUGCUCGGUGCCGCGCGUGUCUGCCUGCUCCGGCAGCUCGUGCUCGUUCUCAGAUCUGCGAAGCACGGCAGCGACCGGGCCCUCGCCAUGGUGGCGCUCAGGAGCUUCAUGAACGACCGUGAGGGAAUGCAAGACAUCACGACGUACAUCAAGGACGUGCUGAGAACACUGAGGGAGCUGAAGAAAUCGUCCGGCCUCGCGUUCGAGAUGCUGAAGCUGCUGUCCGAUGGCCAGGAGUCUAGCAUCGACAUGUGGAACCACAAGGAGCUUAACAACGCCGAUUGCAGCUCGAACGGCGAGGUCACGUCGAUCGUUUAUUACAAGAGCUACAUCUUCUCCGGACACUCUGAUGGAACACUAAAGGUGUGGGAGGGAAGCGAGAACAUCCUUCGCCUCGUCCAGGAAUCCCAGGAGCACACCAAAGCAAUCACCAGCUUGUCAAUCCUGCCUUCGGAGGAGAAGCUCUACAGCGGAUCCAUGGACCGAACUAUCAGGGUGUGGCAGUUCCGGGACGGCCUCCGGUGCGCAGAGGUGUACGACACGCGGGACCCCGUGCAGAACCUGGCCGUGGCGAGCGCCAUGGCCUGCUUCGUGCCGCAGGGCGCCGGCGUGAAGACGCUGAGCUGGAACGGCGGCACCCCCAAGGUCCUGAACCCCAGCAAGUCCGUGCGGUCCAUGGCGCUGGUGCACGGCAAGCUCUUCUGCGGCUGCAACGACGGCAGCAUCCAGGAGAUCGACCUGGCGAGCGGGACGCUGGGCGUCAUCCAGCCCGGGAACAAGAGGAUCCUCGGCAAGUCCAACCCGGUCUACUCCCUGCAGGUCCACGAAGGGCUGCUCUACACCGGGAGCACCCCGCUCGACGGCGCGUCGGUCAAGAUAUGGAACAGCUCGAACUACAACCAGGUUGGGUCGAUACCGUCGGCGGCGGAGGUGCGGUCGCUGGUGGUGAGCGCGGACCUGGUGUACCUGGGCUCCAGGAACGGCGCCGUGGAGAUCUGGUCCAGGGAGAAGCUCAUCAAGAUCGGCGCCCUUCAGGCUGGUGGCGCCGGCUGCCGGGUCCAGUGCAUGGCGGUGGACGCCGACGGGGACGUCCUCGUCGUCGGAACAUCUGACGGCAAAAUUCAGGCUUGGGGAUUGACUUGAGCAGAUGCAGAUUGUCGGAUACAGGGUGGUGAUGACGGAAUCAGUGACCUAUCUUUGUGCAGAAUGUGACUAGAAUGCAGAUUUAUACAGAUAAAAA